Messenger RNA from Tetrahymena thermophila SB210, 2991 nucleotides. Its product is annotated as RAP domain protein. The record is from RefSeq and is a predicted model, not a curated record. The transcript is spliced from 3 exons. Lineage: Eukaryota; Ciliophora; Oligohymenophorea; Hymenostomatida; Tetrahymenidae.
AUGUUCUACAAAGAUAUUUGCUUUAAGCUUUUAAAUGGUAGUUUAGGCAGAAAAUAAAGAUUUUCAUAUUUAGAUAUUGUUUUAAAUAGAUAGAAUCAUUUUAAAAAUAGUUUUUCUAGUAUUCCUUCAUUUUAAUUUAGUUAAGUAACUAAUACAAUACAAAAUAAAAACCCUCAUAUAAAUAGCGUAGGUGAAACACCUUUAAUCAGAUGGGAUAAAGUUUUAUCAGCAAAAGCUAUUUACGGAGUAUUAAAUAAGUUUAAAAUUCCUACUGUAGUAGGUGAUCAAAAAUACUUUUACGUUUAACAAAUGUAGUUAUACACUGCUAUUUUUAAUUUAAGCUAGGUAGAAGAUCUGCAAGAUAAUUUAUUUGAAGUUUUUGUAAAAUUGCACAAUUCUGCAAUUUAAAACCUGGCUAAAAUGAAAAGCUAAACACAAUAUAAGAACGAUAGAAUUUUUAAUAAUUUCUGCAUUGCUCUUUUUAAAGCUUAGAUCUUACUGAAGAAAAAGAAUAUUUCAUUGGAAAAAAAUAUUUAGAAUGAUACAUUAUUUUUGUAAACACUUUUAUCAGAUAAGAUUCCUGUACCUAGCUUUAUGUCUGAAGUAAUUCCUUAUCUUUCUUUUGAAGAAUUAAAAGAAUGCUGCAGCAUACUUCUUUAAACUAAUUAAGCUGACUUGAUAAUUAAAAUAGUCAACACACCUACUCAAUACUUAAGUGUAGAACAUAAAAAUUAGCUAUAAUCAGAAUAUUUAACUUUCAUACAUCCCUAAAAGUUCUCUUCUCUUAACUAUUUAAUGCAAUACUUUGAUUUUAAUUUAUAAGUAGUAUUAAAUAAUUAAUAAGUUUCUUCUAUGGAGUCAGAAAGUGCCUAGCUCAGAUGCUUAGAAGCUAUAGAUGUAUUCUUUAAGAAUUUAACCGUGUAAAAGAAUUUGAACACUUAGAUUUCUAAAAUAAAAUCCUUCUUACAAAUGAUUUAAAUGAGCAAGUUUUAGGUUAGUAAAUAAUAAAUUUUUACACUUGAAAAAAUAUUUUCCAAAGCUGAAGAAACAAAUUCCUCAUCUCAGCACAUUAUUUUAGAUAUAAUUUAACACUUAGAAACUCUCUCAUUCUUGGAAGAAGAUAAGUAGGAAAUUCUAGAUUACUUAGAUAGCUAAAAAAGCAAACUUUUAGAAACAUUAGCAAGUUCAUAACUCAAAGCACAUAAUGACCAAUAAAAUUAUAUAAUAGCAGAGCUUAGUCAAAAGAUUUAGGGAGUUGAAGAUUAAGAACACAUUAAAAAUCAUAAGGAAUUUUAAUAAAUUCAAGAGAUUAUGAAUAAAUGUGUUAAAAUAUCUGACAUAAUUUAACUGCUCUUAACCGUUUCCAAAUCUAAUAGACAAGCUGCUAAAUUAUUAGUCUAGCCAGACAUUUUAGCACUCAUUUGUGAAAAUGUUAUAUUCAUGAAUUAAUCUUCCUUCUCUAAAUUAAUUGCACUCAAUAAUAGAGUCUUAGAUAUCCCUAUAGAGCUUAUGAUUUAGUAUAUCUAGAAGAAUUAUCAAAAUUUUUCUCCUCUUCUGUUAACAUAGACACUUUAUUUAAUCUCCAGCUCCAACACUUAGAGAAAUUAUGAUGCCUAAGAAUUGAUUGUGAAGAUAAUUAAAGAUAUUAAUAAUAUGAAAGAUAAAUUAUAAUAUGAAGAACUUAAUUUGCUCUUGAAAUGCUGUUAAUUUAUAAAAAUGGAAGCUCAAUUAUAUAUAAUAUAGGAUAUAAUUGAAAAUAUUUCAAAUCAAAGAAUAAAUUAAGAGCCUAAAUAUGCAAAUAUGCUAUUUAAUCUAUUCUAACACAAGAUCUUAAAGCAAGGACUACAGUCUAAGUAUGCUUAAAAUCAGAUAAAGCAAAUAGCUGAACUAAUAUAGAAUAAGGAUAUCACUAAAUUUGAUUUAGAUUUGCUAAGUUUAGCUCUUUUAGUUUAAGCUACAAACAAAUUUAGUUAUGACGAAAAUUCUUAGGUUAUAAAUAAAUUCUUUUUAGAAUAAGCAAACAAAUACUUUGAUAAAGUUAAAUCUGAGUAAUUAGCUUAUAUGUACAUUAGCGUCAUUUAGGCUUCCUUUAUUAUACAAAAUUCAAAUAACACUUAGUUAAUAGAAAGAUAUGAAAAAUAAAUCCUCAAGAAUUUGAAUUCUGGCAAUAGGUACUAAUCCAUUAAGUUUAACUAGGUUGUUAAAGUAAUGCAUGAAUUAAGCAAAGUAUUUCACUUAUUAGAUAACCAAAGGAAGAGCUUCUUGUCAUAAAUUUAUUAAAAGACACUUUAAAUUUACAAGGUAGACUAAGAUUAUGGAUUGAGUAUUUGGAUUUUUUGGUAAUAGUCUUUAAUUUGUAAUAAUAUAGAUCAGUAUGUGAAUUUAUACAAUUUAAUAAAAGAGAAUAUAAUUACAGUUGCUAAACAUGAAUUAAAUAAUUAGUUAAAUUAAUCAGUUAAGCUAAAAUAAUAUAAACAAAGCAUGGUUAAUCAAGUUCAAGAAAUCACAAUUAUUUAGCUCUAUCAAUCAUUGUAUUACUAUCAAGUCAAUGAAUCUUUAUAUAAAAAAAAUCCUUAUCUACAUGAAGAAAUUUAAAGAAUAUAAGAAAUUAUUAACCAAAACAGUGUUAUCUAAAAUUAUUAAAGAGCUCAGACUGUAAAGCACUCUUCGAAUACUGAGUACAGCAUUAGUGUAGUUAUUAAAAAGGCCCUAAAGGAAUUGAAUCUAAAUUAUCAUAACUUAGAAGAACAAAGGAUAGAAAAUAUUUUCUUUGUCGAUAACUAUAUAUAAGAGUUGAAUUUGAUAAUUGAGUGUCAUGGAUUUUAGCAUUUCGUUUAGUAGAGCAUAUACUACAGUGAAUAAGCUAGAAAUAAAUACAUUUAAUCUAAAGGAUAUAAAAUAGAAAUUAUUCCUACUUUUGACUGGAUCAAUCUAACCCAAGAAGAGCAACUCAAAAAAAUGAUUGAAAUUAUCAGCAAAUACACAAAAUGA